Molecule: messenger RNA, 695 nt
Organism: Mytilus californianus (California mussel)
Lineage: Eukaryota; Metazoa; Mollusca; Bivalvia; Mytilida; Mytilidae
Exons: 7
Coding region: 36-695 (219 amino acids)
Source: RefSeq, a predicted model, not a curated record
CAUUACAGGCACACUGGAAAAUUCGGGCAAAAGCCAUGUGUAAGCCUCCAAAAAAUUAUACUUGCUUAUUUGACAUAACUUUUAGAGUAAAUGUAUACAGAGAAAUAUGUAACAGACCUAGAAUAUUAGAUCGUGGUCAUAAAUACGUCUUUCAGCCGAACUUAAAUAGAGCAACAUGCAGUUUAAAUCGAUAUCAACCUGAAAUUUUUGAAACAAAUGGGUACAGUGACUGCAUCUUUCAAAAAUCACUUUGUAACAACUUAGGUCAAGAGACGUAUGAAUAUGGUAACACUACGGUCGACAUAAAAUGUAUUUGCAAUACCGAUAGAGGAUAUACUUUUGUCAGGAACUCGAAAAACCAAUGUAACUGCAAUCCUUCAACUGAAGAUUGCUCCUGCCAUCUCGGAAUAAAUCCAUACAACAAAACGGUUGGACUGAAAGAUAUCAAAUGUUAUGAUGACAUGAAAAUGACAAAAAGUCCUUUCUUAGGAGAUAUGUUCAAUAUAUCUAGGACAAUAAAGAUCAUCGAGUUCGACAACUUCAAAUACAACCUGAACUAUGUUCCUUCAAAUGAAUAUCGCAUCAAAGCAGGCAUAUCAGUAUUGACAUUGUUAUUAGCAUACUUCAUUGUUUGUAUCAUUGUUUAUAGAAUUAUGCCACAAAAUAGUAAGUGUGAGCAUGACAAACAGACAUGA